AUGGAUGAGAUUAAUCGCAUUUUUGCAACUAUGGGGCGCGUACGUUCGGAGAGCAUGGCCAGUGAUGCUACUCAAUCAACAGGCAGCAGACUGGUGCUGAGACAGAGGCUCCACCAGCUCCUCACCUUUGUGGAAGACCUCCACCCCAAAGACGAGCGCAAAGUGGCCAAGACUCUGGACAAUGCUUUUUUGGUUUGUGGCAAAAGAGCAAACAGACCCAAAAGAGACAGUUUCAGGCUACACAUGGUGACGUGGAAUGUGGCCACAGCUGACCCUCCUGACGAUGUGUCCUCACUUCUUCAUUUGAAUUCCCCAUUGAGUCCAGACAUCUAUGCCAUUGGUCUGCAGGAGGUGUACUCGGGACCACUAAGAUUCCUGUCUGAUUCUGUGUUUGAUGAUCCAUGGAGCCAUCUCCUCAUGUCCACUCUGGCCCCUCGCAAAUAUGUCAAGAUCUCCUCUAUCCGAAUGCAGGGACUUUUACUGCUGUUCUUCUCCAAAUUGGAACAUGUCCCGUUUAUCAGAGACAUUCGAACCACAUACACAAGAACAGGCCUGUUUGGUUAUUGGGGUAACAAAGGAGCCGUGUCCGUCCACCUCUCCUUCUAUGGUCACAUGUUGUGUUUCCUCAACUGUCAUUUGUCAGCUCACAUGAAUUACGCCACAGCCAGAGUCAAUGAGUUUGAAUAUAUCAUGGACACGCAGACUUUUGAAUGUAAACAAGCCCCCAGUGUUCUCGACCACCGGUUAGUAUUUUGGUUUGGUGACCUCAACUUCCGCAUUCAGGACCAUGGCAUGCACUUUGUCCGCUCCUGCAUUAAUUCACAGAUGUACAACCUACUCUGGAGAAAUGAUCAGUUGAUGAUGAUGAAGCAGAAAGUUGAAGCUCUGCAGGAGUUUGAGGAGGGCCCUUUGGACUUUCAGCCCACAUAUAAGUUUGACCUCAACUCUGACACUUAUGACAGCAGGAGCUACUGGACAUGGUUUUUCUUUAAUGGUAAGAAGAGGAAGCCUGCCUGGACGGACAGGAUCCUGUGGCGGCUGCAUCCCAAACCUGCAACACCCCCAGUGAAUGAGGACAGUAAUAAUGGGGUGAAAAUGACCUCUGCUCUGAUGAAGCAGAUAGAGGAGUUCACAGAGUAUCCUCUGAAAGUCAAACAGGAGCUUUACACCAGCCACAUGGAGUACGGCAUCAGUGAUCACAAACCUGUCAUUGCCCUCUUUAGUCUGGAGUUAAGGAAAAUGCAGGACAAUCCGCUGGUGUGCUUACAGGCAUUGGGAGAUUGGAGCGCUGACAUAGACUCUAUCGUUCUGUACAGCCCACAGCAGCCCUUCCCCUCCAGCUCCUGGGACUGGAUUGGCCUCUACAAAGUCGGAUUCACCAGUGUGUCGGACUACAUCACUUACACUUGGGUCAAAGACAACGAAGUCGCGUUCAAUGAUGAGCACAUGCAGGUUUUCAUCAGUAAAGAAGAGAUCCCAGUCCGAGGAGGAGACUGUGUUCUGUGUUAUUACUCCAGUACAUUGCAAUGCAUUGUAGGCAUCAGUGAACCAUUCAAGGUCCAUGAGUCUAAAGUGGCUCUGGAGGAGGGGCUAAUGCCUGAAAAACUCAAUGGACUUGACCAAAUUGUAGCAGAUGAGUUUUGGAAGUGAUCAGGUUUGUGUUUUACUGUGGACUGGAUCAGAAGGCAAGAAGACCCGAUUAUUAUUAACAUAACAAUUAGUGAAUGGAGAAUAUGAAAAAAUUACUUUAAGAAGAUAUUUUAAGACUGUUGUGUAGAGCUUUGACUGAGUAUUGACCUGUACUGUAGAACAUAUUUGGUUCUGGGACAUGACUGAAAGGUUUUGAAUGAAGGCUGUUAUUCAGUAUGUAGAGAAAUUAAAAUAUUAUUAUAUUAUUGUUGAAAAUGAGAAACCCCUUUUUCAUAUAUAUUUAUCUCUAUUUACUGAUGCUUUGAAAUUGCUGGAAAUGGUAGUAUGUAGAUUAUUUAGAUGGCCAACCUCACAUUACAGAGUUUAUGCAAUGAUUUAACUGAUGCAGAUAGGACCACAGGAAAGGGAAGAUGAGUUGAACAGAAGAAAUAGAAGAAUAUAUAGGUGUUUGUAUGGGGUAAUUGUGAAAAGUAACUGUAUUUUUGUUUCAGUUUUUGACUUUCAGUUUUUUAAAGGAUACCAGAUUAGAAGAGAGUAGGACUAGGAGAGAGAUUAUGUGAAAUGCAAUUUUGAAGAACCAUGUCAUUAUACUCAUCAGUAUCUUACAAAAAUUUUGAUUUGGAUGGAUUCAUGCAUUUUUGAGUAAUACCACAUUGUUAAAAUAAAUUAAAUCAAUGAAAAAUCCACUGCCUGCUAUAGUGAAAUCCCACCAUGAAGACAUGGUACUCUCAGCUCUGUAGUUUGGAACAGGAAGUGAAUUAUCCCAAUUCUCUAUUAAGCUGUUUUAGAUCAACAUUGUGCUUUGCUAUGAAAAAAAUGUAAAAUGCUGACCUCAGUUAUUUAUUUAUCAUUAUUUAUACAGGGAGACCCAAUGAGAGCUCUUAAACUCUCUUUUUCCUGAGCACCCUGUUGAAAAUAUAAUACAAACAAAAAACAAACUAAACAAAUAAGUAUACAGGUCAGUUUAAAACAUUAAUAACAGGUGCAGGUGUGAAUAUAAGUCUGUUACUAGAUUAUUAAAUUGCGUCUGUGGCACCAAAGUAUGCAAUUUUGCUUGUCCUAGUCAUGGAUUGAUUAAAAUAACUGCAUAGGGUAUUGCUAUUUUAGAGCUGUCGUGAGUUGGAUUAGUGGCCACUCACUGGUACUACGAAACGAAAAAAAUCCCUCCUGCCCAGAAAGGAUUUUUCUCAUAGACUGCAAUGUAGCUUUCACAAAGGUCAAAUUUUUGGGCAGUUUAUUUUAUUAUUUUAAUUUGAUUUCAUUUAUUUAUCUAUUUUUUAUUUUAUUUUGGUCCUUAUGUUAUAGUUCAGUACUUAAUUCUCUCACUAAGGUGUUUGUCAUCACUUUAAUUAUGAACUGUUCAUGAUUACUCCAUACAAACCAAAUACUACGUCACUUUUUAGAACAGACUGAUGUUAAUGUUUGGGCCAAGUCUAAAGGCAUUUAAUUACUUAUAAAGUAGAAUAAAGUGCAAUGUAAAAAGAUUAGAAGCAGCUGAAGCUAUCUCUGUGUUAAUGUCAUGUUUUUAGUGUUCCUUUUUUGAAAAACUUUAAGUGACUCAAAAUCUCCAGACAUGCGAAACAUUUGUUGCUGGAUCAACUGUUCUUUUAUUUUGUUUUAAAAUUGUUGAAUUAUCUAACCUGAACUAUAUAAGGUGUUUUACAGGUCAGAUCACAUCACUGUAUUUCACUUGUUUUAAACUGCUUUCACAAAACUGUUACUACUGAAGCAAGGUUCAAACCACUGGCAUUUUAUAUUAACAGAUUUAACAACGCUCUCUUUGAGAAGUGCCUUUAAAUGUGCACUAUGUAACCUUUCUGAAAGAGGGUAUGCCAUCUACCUGUCUCCAUGGCGAUGAUAUUGCUAGGCCUGUCGCAUUAAAUACUAUAUCGAUCAAUAUUGUAUAUCAAUAUUGUUCAAUAUAUGUUAGAUUGAGCAAUACUUUUGGGGGUCAAUGGGUAUUUUUUUGUACUGCUGGGAAAUUUGUUCUUUUCUUUGAGUUGUAGAACUUCUAUGCCUCAUUAUAAAUACAAACUAAUUAAGAUUAAUUAAGCAUUGAGCAUUUUUUUUUAUAUGUUUUGGGGGAUAAUUCUGCUUUAAGGUUUGGAUUCAAUAUUAUCGUUUAUCAUCUAUAUUUACUUGAGCAUCAUAUUGCACUUCAAAAUGUGUUAUCCUGACAGGGCUAGAUCUUGCUUUUCCUAGAACAAAACAUGGUGCAAUUGCAAUUGUUACUGUUAAAAAUACUGCGAGAAAAUGCUUUCCUAUGCGGGUCACCUCUCCACAGAUCAGACCCGCAACGUGGCUUGGUGGUGCAUCCUGGUUGCCUCCAAGCAGAUAUACAUGUUUAAUACUGUACCAUGGAACAUUCUAGACAAAGCAAUGGCAUGGACCCUUCAUCAGAAAAAGUUACAUAGUGCAUCUUUACAAUGAACAUGGCUUUAUACCAGAUACAUGUGCAUGUAAAUAAAUUGUGAAAACAGCUAUUCAACACAGUGAAAUAUUCAAGCUUUUAUAGAAAUCAGUUUUGAGUAACAAAUUAUAAUAUAAAAAUCUAAUGUUUAAAAUAUUUGCAAUGAAUCCUCAUAUUACAAUUACAUCUAUAUUUUUGAAUUGUUC
Periophthalmus magnuspinnatus is the source of this 4266-nucleotide messenger RNA. Its product is annotated as inositol polyphosphate 5-phosphatase K. Bases 1 to 1650 code for a protein of 549 amino acids. Gene Ontology annotation, molecular function: inositol bisphosphate phosphatase activity; phosphatidylinositol-4,5-bisphosphate 5-phosphatase activity; phosphatidylinositol-3,4,5-trisphosphate 5-phosphatase activity. Gene Ontology annotation, cellular component: endoplasmic reticulum; plasma membrane; cytoplasm. NCBI's taxonomy places the organism in Eukaryota, Metazoa, Chordata, Actinopteri, Gobiiformes, Gobiidae. The record is from RefSeq and is a predicted model, not a curated record. Gene Ontology annotation, biological process: negative regulation of glycogen biosynthetic process; phosphatidylinositol dephosphorylation; negative regulation of peptidyl-serine phosphorylation. The transcript has 13 exons.